CUGAUGCAUGCACCCCACCCUCAGUUUCCCUUUAUAUAGUUCCUUUAGCGCUUACUUGAGGCGGACUGGGAAGAUUUCUGAAGAGCAAAUCGGCUUGGAUCCCAGCUUUUCAGACCAGCAGAGAAGCAGAUCGCAGUCAUGAGUGAAGUUAACAGAAAUUCUCUGGAGAAAAUCCUUCCACAGCUAAAAUGCCAUUUCACGUGGAACCUAUUUAAGGAAGAAAGUGUCUCACAGGAUCUAGAAGAUAGAGUGUGUAAACAGAUUGAAUUUUUAAACACUGAGUUCAGAGCUACAAUGUACAACUUGUUGGCCUACAUAAAACACCAGAAAGGCCAAAACGAGGCAGCCCUGGAAUGCUUACGGCAAGCUGAGGAGUUAAUCCAGCGAGAGCACACUGACCAAGCAGAAAUCCGAAGUCUGGUCACUUGGGGAAACUAUGCCUGGGUCUACUAUCACAUGGGCAGACUCUCAGAAGCCCAGAUUUAUGUAGACAAGGUGAAACAAGUGUGCGAGAAGUUUUCAAAUCCUUACAGUAUUGAGUGUCCUGAGCUUGACUGUGAGGAAGGGUGGACACUGCUAAAGUGUGGAGGAAAGCAAAAUGAAAGGGCAAAGGUGUAUUUUGAGAAGGCUUUGGAAGAGAAACCCAACAACCCGGAAUUCACCUCUGGACUGGCCAUCGCGACGUACUGUCUGGACGAAAAACCACAGAAGCAGUUCUCUGCCGAGGUUCUGAAGCAGGCCAUUGAGCUGUGUCCUGACAAUCAGUACGUCAAAGUUCUCUUUGCCCUGAAAUUGCAGAAGGUGAACAAAGAAGCUGAAGCGGAGCUGUUGGUUGAAGAGGCCCUAGAGAAAGCUCCUCGCCAAACAGAGGUCCUUCGCGAGGCAGCCAAAUUUUAUCAAAAAAAAGGUGAUCUAGACAAAGCUAUUGAAUUGUUUCGAAAGGCGUCGGAAUUCCUACCAAACAAUGGCUACCUCUAUCACCAGAUUGGGUGCUGCUAUCGGGCAAAAAUCAAACAAAUUCAGAAUACAGGAGAAUCUGAAGCUAGUGAAAAUAGAGAAAAGAUUAAAGAACUAAAGAAACAAGCUAUAGACUAUUUUAUUAAAACUAUUGAGAAGAGACCAAACUCUCUGUAUGCAUACUGUGAUCUCACUGAGCUCCUGGAAGCAGACGAACGUUAUCAGAUACCAUUCAGUAAGGAGCUCCCUGACACUGAGAGGCAACAACACCGUCAGCAACUACAGAACGUAGCUGAAAAUCAGCUUCCACAAAAUGCGCCAAAUUAUUGGUUUUGCCAAGGAUUAAUUCACAAGCUGAAUGGAGAUCUGCUGCCGGCAGCCGAAUGUUAUGAGAAGGAACUGGGCCGCCUACUAAGGAACAGCCCUUCCGGCAUAGGCAGAUUUUUCCUGCCAGCAUCUGAGCUUGAAGAAAACAGUGAGGAAAUGGGCCAGGGAGCCGACAUCUCCAUUCUAGGAGAGCUCCCUGACCCCUGAGCUGAAACAGAGAGGAGGGAAAGGAACAGAGAGUCAGGGAGCCUGGAAUGGUGGCCAUGAUGAGGAGAGGGGUGGGAAGGCAGGGGCUCCCCAAUCUGAGCUUGCUGAGCAAGGCGGCCUUUCUUAUUGCUUUAAGGUACACUUUUAGAGAGCUGUUUUCUCAUGUUUGUCCACCCUGUCCAUACCAGCCACACAUAUUUCUCUAGUCUGCAAAUCUUAAAACUACUUAUUAGUAGAAACAGUGCUUCAGUUCUGCGUGAUGCUGAUGAGUUCUCCGUUUGUACUCAGUUCACCAGAUAUGCCCCGCUUCUGUCCUUGUUGCUAGGAGUCAUAAUUGGUGACUGCCUAUGAACACAAUUUCAUCCUUCAUCCCAUUACCAUCUAGCCUUCUGGGCCUCCAGGAAGACUAGCUUUUGACUAACCCUGGAAAAUUCCUUAUGUCUUGCUCUUGGCUUUAGCCAUGUAUUUAUAUGUAUUCUUGAUAGUGAUACUACAAUAAAUAUGUAUUCUUGAUAA
Diceros bicornis minor is the source of this 2007-nucleotide messenger RNA. It is a transcript of the gene IFIT3, whose product is annotated as interferon induced protein with tetratricopeptide repeats 3. Gene Ontology annotation, cellular component: cytosol. The record is from RefSeq and is a predicted model, not a curated record. The coding region runs from base 139 to 1491 and encodes 450 amino acids. Lineage: Eukaryota; Metazoa; Chordata; Mammalia; Perissodactyla; Rhinocerotidae. Gene Ontology annotation, molecular function: protein binding. The transcript is spliced from 2 exons. Gene Ontology annotation, biological process: defense response to virus.